AUGGACGCGAGUGAAGAGCUCGAGGAGCGGCGGCGCACGGAGCUAAGUGUAAUUAGCAGUAUUAUGGGUCCUGAUUUUGUGGAGCUUCCACCAAGAGCAUGGCAAAACUCCGCAACGGCGAGCGUCCAGACCUGCGAGCUCGUAUUGCGUCCGGAGCUCGACGCCCACAAAGAGCACGUUUCUGUGGUCGUACAGAUUUCACUCACGAAAAAGUAUCCAAAUGUCCAGCCAACCUGUCAUGUUCGCGUCAAUGAUGCACGAACGCGAGGAGUGCCGCCACAGCAAUUAAGCAAGCUUGAGGAGGAAAUGAAUACUAAAGCACGCAGCCUUCGUGGUACGGAGAUGAUUUGGGAACUUGUCAGCUUUGCCCAAGAGUUUAUCAGCACGCACAAUACUGCGCCUUCAGUUAGUACUGGUGCUAAAUGGAGUCUCGAGGAGCGAAUGCGAAGACGUGCUCAGGCCGAAGAAGAAGACGCCAGGCGGCGCUCUAAGCUCGAGCAGCAGAAACGCUCCGACGAGGAACGACAACGCCAGAAUGAGCUUGCUGACAGAAUUGAGGACGAAACAAGAAAACAGAAGCUUGCUAUCAAGAGUGAAUUAAAACGGCUUCGCGAUACUCCUUUGCCUGUCCGGCCUCCGGCACAAGAGUUGCUCCAGGCAGAACAGUUACAUGCGAUGGAUCAAGUGGUAUUUAAAACAAGCCGCAUCACUCUCGAGUCGCCUGUGUUUGUUUCAGGUGUCCGAGUUGAUCAGGUACAGCGGGGUCCUAUGCUGGACACAGUGCCCCUUGCAAGAAAGUAUAUGACGUUUCCUGUUUUUUCCGAUAUGGACUUUAACACUGUUUGGAAUCUUGAAAUGGUGCCUAUUUCUUCUCAGUACUACCAGAAAAUGGCAGGGAAACGAAAACUAGAGGAUCUUGAGUCCGACCUCACCCGCUUACAACAAGUGGAAUCGGACCACUUGACCAAGUUGAUGAGCUGGGUCUGCAUGGCUUCAUGGCGCUUUGUACCGGCAGCAGCUUCUGGACUUGCAUCGAUCGAAUCCAAUAAGCUCUAUGAAUUUUUAGAACAGUACGCUGAGUCGAAGCACGAAGUGGAUCGGUCAGCUAUAUACCUCUUGCAUCAAAUGCUGAACCGCUCUGAAAAGGGUCGCCUCUCGGCCUCUGCUCUGCUUACUUAUCUGGAUUCUGCUACGGAUACUGAGAGCUUUCCGCCUCAGGAGCACGAGGAGCAGUCAACUUCGCACCGCCAAGUUUCUAUGUCAGCUAUUCUGCCGCCGCGACAGCGUCUUACACCUAGCGGCAUGCCAUACCGUGCACCAGCUGGGAAGAUAAAUUCGGAGCGCAUUGGCUCCUUCUGGCAGCUGCGCAAUACAGCACUACCGACAUUCCAACCGGUAUCACGCUACCUGAGUGACUUUGAAGAGGUCGAGUUUCUUGGAAAGGGUGCUUUCGGUGUCGUUGUUAAAGCGCGGAAUAAACUGGAUGAACGGUUCUAUGCUGUCAAAAAGAUUAGACUCAGCAGUUCCGCCGCUGAGGAAGAGAGAACAAUGCGUGAAAUCAUGGCACUGUCUAGGCUAGAUCAUCCUCAUAUUGUGAGAUAUGUCACUUGCUGGAUUGAGCGAACAGCCGUGCCUAGCUUACCUGCGGGCUCAGAGCUAUCUACAGAGCCAGCGUGGGAUGCCAGCCCCAUGACGACCAGUCAGCAGAUGGAUGCGAGUGCUCUUCAGGCACUGCAUCAUAUGACUCAUGGCAACAUGGACGAUUUUCUCUCGAUGGACAAAGAGAUUAGUUCCGACUCUGACGAUUUUAUCCAAUUCGGCCACCAAGACGAUAUUGAAGAAAGCGACGGGGAGAGCGUGAGCAGCAAUUUUCGUGCUGAGAAGGCCGAGUCGAUUCGCCCCAAAGGCGACCAUCCUGACCACUUUGACAGUUCCGAUGUAUCCAGUGACGACAUACCUCUCUCCUCUGCGGAUCAUGGUGUGUCUGAUUCUUCUACACGCGUUCUCUACAUUCAAAUGGAGUACGUCGAGAAUCAGACCCUGGGAGAUGCAAUUGAGCGUGGGCUCUCUGUUGACCAGGCAUGGCACAUCUUUCGGCAAAUGCUCGAGGCAUUGGCGCAUAUAGCCUCGUUGGGCAUCAUCCACCGGGACCUCAAGCCCAGUAAUGUGCUGAUGGAUGCGCACGGAGAUAUCAAGGUGGGUGACUUUGGUCUGGCAACGACCAACUUGCAUGCUAUGGAUGGAGGGCUGCGAGAAUCUGUCCUCAGCGGCGGGACAACGGAUGUGAAAGAGCUCACAUCCGGCUUAGGCACCUUUUCGUAUAUUGCUCCGGAGGUGCUGUCGAAGCAGGGUCUUAGCACCAAGUACAAUCAAAAGGUGGAUAUGUUUUCGUUGGGUAUAAUUUUCUUCGAGAUGAUCGCCUCACAGCGCUAUUAUACCACUACGAUGGAGCGGUUCCAGCUGCUGCGCCAGUUGCGAAUGCCCCAGAUCGAGUUCCCUAAAGGCUGGGAUCGUACACGCUUUGCAGCACAAACUGAGAUCAUACAACAGCUGCUCGACCACGACCCUGCGAAACGGCCUACACCCAUGGCGAUGCUGCGCUCACCACUACUGCCACCCAAAAUGGAGGAUGAGUUUGUGCAAGAGCUACUACGCCUGGCUGCGAAUCCUACCAGCGUACACCGCCACGAGCUCAUCAAUGCUUUAUUCUCGCGCACACAGACAGAUCGAAUCCGCGACUUUACUUUUGAUACGGGUGCCCAGGGCGACGAGGAUGACGUCUUGGUAGGUGUGGUUUGCCAGCAUUUGCGUCAAAUGUUCCAGUGUCGGGGCGCUGUGCCUGUCCAUCCGCCGCUAUUAUUCCCACCGAGUGAUGUGUACGGUGACGAGAAAAACAUCGUCAAGCUUUUGGACAAAAGCGGUAAUGUCGUCUUCUUGCCGUUUGAUUUAACCGUCCCUUUUGCACGAAUUUGUGCACGCAGCGGGCAUAUGCGUUUCAAGCGAUUUGACAUCGCGGAUGUGUAUCGUGAGAAUCUACUGGCUGGUGGACAGCCGCGUGCUGUGCUUGCUGCCAGCUAUGAUAUCGUUUCACAAGUGCGCGAGCCUGCUGCCGAAGCAGAGAUUCUUGGCGUCAUCGACGAAAUUAUCCGUAUUCCUGGCUUGGCUGGCGAGCGCUGGGCCAUUGAGCUUAGCCAUGAGUCUCUCCUGCAAACGUUUUUAAAUCGCUUCCCAAAGCGCUUCCAUGAAGCACUGCUUAUGUCCUUGCCUAGUAUUCUGGCUAAAGGCACGGAGAUUCGCGCUCGUCAGCAGCUACUGCAAGCCGGUCUCACACCUGCCAUGCUCGAAGAAUUGGAUGGUUGGAACGUACGGAACGAUUUUGACAGCAGCGUUACGCAAUGGGCUGCCCUCUUGUCGCCAACAGAGCGCUCUCUCGUCGCUGAGUCACUCGCAUAUUUAUCGCAGGUCACGCGGCUCAGUCAGUUCUUGGGUGUCCAGACACCCAUCUUCUUUACGCCUUUGUUAAGUCACAAUCACGCCCAUUACCGAGGUGGUGCAAUGAUCGCUGUGACACGCAUGACCAAUGCGACUAAGCAGCGGGACGUUCUUGCGGUCGGUGGGCGCUAUGAUGAGCUUCUUCGACGCUUUGCGUAUCCUGGCGACAGCUCUUCUGCGCCCGCCCAUGCGGUGGGCUUACAGGUAUCGGUUGGCAAAAUCGUCAAGGCGCUCGCUAAACACCAACAAGUACACCUCCCGCGUUUGCUUGGCCGACCGGAGGACGAGCGCACAUUAGGUCCAUGGACGCCGCGCCGAUGCGAAUGCUAUGUCGCAUCUAGUCAGCCGGGGCUUUUGGAGGCCAAAUUGCAGCUGUGUCAACUACUCUGGGCGCAUGGGAUCAGCGCCGACGUGCAGUACGAGGAAGCCGCCGGCGAGUCGCCAGAGCUUACAGUUGCCACCUGUCGCUCUGAAGGGAUUUUGUUCUUGGUACUGGUUCGCGCACAUUCGCCCGUACUGAAAGUGAAGGAAGUGCUGACACGCACGGAGCACGAAGUAAACAAGGAAGAGCUCACAGGUGUGCUAUAUGACCGGAUUGCACGCUGGCGCCGCAUUGAUCAGGCUUCUAGUGGACGUGGGCUUGCGCCUGUUGAUCUCGUAAAGCCACCGGUAGUGUCCAAGAGCGCCGGUGCUGCACCAGGUCAUGCACAGGACGUGCAUCUCAUUAUGCCGCACCGUGAAGGUCGCUCUCGUCGGCAGGACCGGCGCAUGAAACCGAGCGCGCGACACGCCCUGGCGGACCGCGCCUCUACCGAGGCUAAGCGAGUUGCAGAGGCUAUUCAUUCAGGCUCACUGCCCGUCUUUGCCGUGGACAUAUCAUCUGCUUUACUUGAGCGGUUCGCCUGCGUAGUGCUGGCGCCCGAUGGCGUAUUUCGCGCAUUCCUAUCAGAUGAGAAUGUGGGCACAGACGAGCGCGAAUACAUGAAACAAAUUCGAGAGCAAAUUCGACAGUCAGUCCAAGGUGACGCACAGCUACACUCAUCCUCGCUUCCUACUACGAGCACAGAUCUUAGCACCAUUACAAAUGCCACCCCGGGACCCGGCGGCAGUUCCCACAGUACGGAAAAGCCAUCGAUAUACCCGUUAAUGGCCCGUGCAUUGAUCUAUUCCCUCCGAGACGGUCGUAUGAUGUUAUGCAAUGAACCUACUCGAGGGUGA
This is a messenger RNA of Malassezia sympodialis ATCC 42132, 4710 nucleotides long. RefSeq lists its product as uncharacterized. Gene Ontology annotation, molecular function: protein binding; ATP binding; eukaryotic translation initiation factor 2alpha kinase activity. Gene Ontology annotation, cellular component: nucleus; cytosol; cytoplasm. The record is from RefSeq and is a predicted model, not a curated record. NCBI's taxonomy places the organism in Eukaryota, Fungi, Basidiomycota, Malasseziomycetes, Malasseziales, Malasseziaceae. The transcript has 3 exons. Gene Ontology annotation, biological process: negative regulation of cytoplasmic translational initiation in response to stress; regulation of translational initiation by eIF2 alpha phosphorylation; DNA damage checkpoint signaling. Bases 1 to 4710 code for a protein of 1569 amino acids.